This is a messenger RNA of Pseudocercospora fijiensis CIRAD86, 1192 nucleotides long. RefSeq lists its product as uncharacterized. The record is from RefSeq and is a predicted model, not a curated record. Gene Ontology annotation, molecular function: heme binding. The coding region runs from base 135 to 1070 and encodes 311 amino acids. The transcript has a single exon. Lineage: Eukaryota; Fungi; Ascomycota; Dothideomycetes; Mycosphaerellales; Mycosphaerellaceae.
CGACCAGUUCCAAAGGCAUGAAUAUCUGAGGCCGAAGAAGAUGCACCUUUUGAAGGCACACAUUGCAAAAGCCAGCCGCAAAUACAAACGCCGGCCGAUUAUGUUGGAUAUUCGCUGAAAGGACGAUAGAAGACAUGGGAUUGCUAAGCAUAGUCAUUUUUGUCGUCACAAUAGCCUUUCUGCUGUGUACACAGCCAAACAUGCUGAGAAGCAUACUGCCUGCAUGGCUCGCGCCAAGUGAGGCGAAGUCCGCCGAAGACGACGCUCACCAGAAUGCGAACCUAACAGCACCAACCAUCGUCACACAGAACGAUGAAGAUACAGAAGAAGGUGACAGCACACCGAAAGCAGGACCGACUGUGCCAGAGAAGACUGUGCCAUCUUUCACUUUGAACGAGGACGAGGUUUCAGCAAAGGCCAUGCCGCCACCUCCUGUAUCUUCCUUUCCAGCUGCCAAUAGCGCACCAAGAGUGUCAGCUAUGCCGCCUCCCCUAAAGCCAGCAUCGAAGCUUAGCUCAGGCCUGAUGCCGCCUCCAUCUCGACCUGCAGUGCCAACGGCAAGACAGAGUCCCGGUACAGGCCUUCGUGUCCCAACAACAGGUCCGCUGCCUAACCGCGGCCCUCCUGCAAAUAGCCAGCAGCGCUUCAAUGGGGGACUCUCUCCCAACGGCACAGCAGUGCCAACUCCAAAUCCGCGGGGUAAAGUUCUUCUCAAGCCUGGCCACUCCCCAAUGGACUGGGCAGCGCUUACUCGUAGCGGCAAUCUCUCAGGAGUUCCAAGCUUUCAGCGCGUGACACCAAGCGAGCUCAAGAAGAUGACUGGAAGGAAAGGCAGGCCCGCCUGGAGCAGCUGGCAAGGCAAAGUAUACAAUAUUACACCUUACCUGCCUUUUCAUCCUGGUGGAGAGACGGAACUCAUGAAGGCCGCUGGCAGAGACGGUACUAAGCUGUUCAUGGAUGUGCAUCCGUGGGUGAAUUGGGACAACAUGCUGCAAACUUGCUUGGUCGGUGUUCUGGUGCCGGAGAAUUAUGGAGUUAGCGAAGGAUCGGAACUGGAAGACAUCGACUAGCGAAGGUCUUGGCAAUGCAAAGCUGGCUUGAUGAGACAGAUGCAAGCUAUAUGGCGCUGAAAUAACAUUACCAAUCACAUACGGCCACAGGUAGCUGGGAACAAGCAAUCCCGUCCGCUCUC